CAGUUACAUCGAUGUAUCGAUAGUUUUUAGCCUGGCCAACCGAACCAAUGUUUAUUGUUAUAAAAUAAAUGUUAAAAAUAAACAGUUAAUCACUUAAUAUAAACAAAAACCAGUGCAAGCAUUGCUUAAACCACCCCCGCCCUCGCAACUUGCCCCAUCGCGGGCGCACAACAACAACCAGAGAACAACAACAACGCCACCAGCAGCAGCAGCAACAACAACAACAGGCAGGAGAUUCAGAUUCGCAACGCAAUCAAAAAAAAAAACGGAAAAAAAACUACAAGGCGAAACGCAUAAAUAAAUAGGGAAACAAAUAAUAGUAAUAAUAAGACUAAAAGCAAGUGGAAAAGUACGAAAGCGAAAAGAGAAAACAUAUGUACGUUGCGUGAGAGCGACGUGUGUGUGUGUGUGUGCGAGAGAGAACGACAGAGGGGGCAAAACAACAACAACAACAGCCAGCAUAAGCGAGACCUUGAAAACUUUAAAGCAGCAGAAAAACAAAAAAAAAAUAAAACCAACAAAAAAACAAAAACAAAAAGGCUGAAAAAAAUAGGAGAAAAAAGUAUAAAUAUUUUAAGAGGAAAUAUUUGUAUAUAAAAUUUUAGCCGCGGAGUGGAGCGGACACUCUGUUAUGGAGAGUGACGAUUUUCAUCUACCGCAAGGCGCCAAUUAAAGGGGAAAAUCCAUAAAGCGAGGACUGCCCGUGGGAAAACCACCACCGCCGCCCCCACCACGAAACACGCCACGACAGAAGGGUGGAAAAUCCGGCAAGCACAAUGGCAGCAGCAGAGGCGGGCAACACUGGCUCCACGGGCUCCUCGGGCUCCGCAGGCUCUGGCUCCGGAUCGGGCUCCUCCGCUGACCCGGCCAACGGCCGGGAGGCCCGCAACCUGGCCGAGAAGCAGCGACGGGACAAGCUGAACGCCAGCAUCCAGGAGCUGGCCACCAUGGUGCCGCAUGCAGCCGAGUCCUCGCGUCGCCUGGACAAGACCGCCGUCCUCAGGUUCGCCACCCAUGGCCUGAGACUGCAGUAUGUCUUUGGUAAGUCCGCCUCGCGGCGCCGGCGGAAGCCCAGCCUGAAGGGCACGGCGGGACUCGGCGCAGAUCUGGCCAAUCCCAGUCUGCAUCUCACGGACACGCUUAUGCAACUGCUGGACAGCUGCUUCCUCACCCUCACCUGCAGCGGCCAAAUCGUGCUGGUCUCCUCCAGCGUGGAGCAGCUCCUGGGCCACUGUCAGUCCGACCUGUAUGGCCAGAAUCUGCUGCAGAUCACCCAUCCCGAGGAUCAGGCCCUGCUGCGGCAACAGCUCAUACCCCGGGAUAUAGAGACCCUGUUCUACCAGCAGCAGCAGCAGGGCCACAAUCCCCAGCAGGGGCACUCCACAUCCACAUCGGCCUCGGCCUCUGGCAGUGACCUGGACGAGGAGGAAAUGGAGACGGAGGAGCAGCGUCUGCAGGAGCAGCAGCAGCAGCAGGAGGACGAGGAGGAGGAUGCGGACGUGGAGCACCCCUACAACCGACGGACGCCCAGCCCGCGGAGCAUUACCCAUUUGGCGGCCAUCGAUGAACGACUGCGUGCCGAUCGUCGCUGCUUCACUGUGCGCCUGGCCAGGGCUUCCACGCGGGCGGAGGCCACGCGGCACUACGAGAGCGUGAAGAUCGACGGCUGCUUUCGCCGCAGCGACUCCUCGCUGACCGGCGGGGCUGCUGCCAACUAUCCCAUUGUCUCCCAGCUGAUACGACGCUCCAGGAACAACAAUAUGCUGGCCGCGGCCGCAGCGGUGGCGGCAGAAGCGGCGACUGUGCCGCCCCAGCACGAUGCCAUUGCCCAGGCGGCGCUGCACGGCAUCAGUGGCAACGACAUUGUGCUCGUGGCCAUGGCCAGGGUGCUGCGCAAGGAACAGGCGCCCGAGGAGACGGAAGCACCGCUGGGCAUGACCAUCUACAGGCAGCCAGAAUCCUACCAGUUGGAGUACCGAACGAGGCACCUAAUCGACGGCAGCAUCAUCGACUGUGAUCAGCGGAUUGGCCUGGUGGCGGGCUACAUGAAAGAUGAGGUGCGCAACCUCAGCCCCUUCUGCUUCAUGCACCUGGACGACGUGCGCUGGGUGAUAGUGGCCCUUCGGCAGAUGUACGAUUGCAACAGUGACUACGGAGAGAGCUGCUACCGGCUGCUGUCCCGGAACGGUCGGUUCAUCUACCUGCAUACGAAGGGCUUUCUGGAGAUCGAUCGUGGCAGCAACAAGGUGCACUCCUUCCUGUGCGUCAACACGCUGCUGGACGAGGAGGCGGGCCGGCAGAAGGUGCAGGAGAUGAAGGAGAAGUUCUCGACCAUCAUCAAGGCCGAGAUGCCCACGCAGAGCAGCAGUCCCGAUUUGCCCGCCUCCCAGGCGCCCCAGCAGCUGGAGCGGAUUGUGCUGUAUCUGAUAGAGAACCUGCAUAAGAGUGUGGAUUCGGGCGACUCGGUUGGCGGUCAGUCCAUGGAGAGCCUGAUGGACGAUGGCUACAGCUCGCCAGCGAACACAUUGACCCUCGAGGAGCUGGCGCCAUCGCCCACGCCCACCCUGGCCCUGGUGCCGCCGGCUCCCUCGUCGGUGAAGAGCUCCAUUUCCAAGUCGGUGAGUGUGGUCAAUGUGACGGCGGCCAGAAAGUUUCAGCAGGAGCACCAGAAGCAGCGCGACCGUGACCGGGAUCGGGAGCAGCUGAGGGAGCGCAGCAAGUCCUCGCAGCCGGGCGUGAUCCGGCAGCUGAGCAGCUGCCUCAGCGAGAUGGAAGCCGCCUCCUGCACGCUCUCGCCGGCCAGCAGCUUGAGUGCCGGCGAGGCGCCCGACACGCCAGAUCCACACAGCAAUACGCCGCCGCCGCCACCGCCGCAGUCGAUCCAUGCGCGCCCCAGUGUUCUGCAUCGAACCCUGACCAGCACGCUGCGAUGACGGGCUGACGGCUCCUGGUUUGCCUUCUAAUUGGGUGUGGCAAGGGACGCCCCCAGCGGCUCACAUCGCAAGUGAAACCCAAAAUGUAUCAGAUGCUUUCAAGGCUUGGCCCAAAAAUAAUGUUUUUAGAGGGAGAGAGAGAGGAAACCUGUGUUGAUAUUCCAAACAUUUUAUUAAGCAAUUUGCUUACAGUGGCUAUUCAAAAGCCUGGUUUAAAAAGAGAAAACAGAGUUUGUAAUGCAAUAACCCUGUAAUUACAUGGGAAUUCCCGCCAGUUCUGGUUUUAGCCUCCUACCUUUCAACCCGUUUCAAAGUGCAUUCUCAAUCACGAGCUAAAAAUAUUAGUUUUCUGAUUAUUCACCUGCUUUCAUUAUGGUUUCCUCAGGAAAUUAGGGCGCAUUUACUUCGAGAUUAUGGCAGUAAUAACAAUCUGAUCACGAUGAUCGCCGGGUUGAAGUGGAAGAUACAUUUUGGGAAUCGCUGCGAAGUAGUUCGGCUAUAUGUGUGCGCCGCUGAGCGGGCGUUCCAUAAUAAUAAUCAAUCUUCGUUAUGUAAUUACGUUUAAUUUGUAAAUACGAGUGAGUGAGUGUGAGCACGAGUGCGUCCGUGUGCAUGGGUGUGUUUGAGCAGUAGAUCAGUGCUCGGCUUCGGUUUUAGUUGAAAUGUAAGCCCCAUUUCCCGCUUUUCCGCUUUCCCGGUUUCCCGGUUUCCCAGUCAUCGCCCACCGCCCCCCCGGCACACCAGUGUAAAGAGAGUACAAAAAACAAACAAUAUAUAUUUAUUUUGCCCUAAGUCUGGAACGCUAGCAACGACUCAGUAAUAGUUAAACGGAUUUCGCAAUCGAUGGCAACUAAACGCUCGAUUUUUUAUUUCUUUUGCCAUCGCCACAGUCAAACUUCUCUAAAUUGAACUGCAAAGUCUCCCGGAAAUUUGAAUUUAUUAUUUGUUAAUAUUUUUAGGCAUGCUUUAGAAAGAAAUCAAAAAUUAUACAAAUUGAUGCUAGUUUAGUAUGGAAAUUUGGAAUACCCCCAAAUUCACAGUGCAUUUUAGUUAGGAUUUUUUAGGAUUUUGUUGAAUCGAAGCGCAAACUGUUAGUGUUGGAAAACUCUUUAGUACGCAAGUACAAAUGGAAUACCAAAUCAAAAACUAGGGAAGCCAAAACUCUGAUAAAAUUUAUACUUACAAUUUAGGCAAUUUGAAUUACACUCAAGAAAUUUAUAGUUUCUCGAAAUUUGCUUAAAAUUUUGAAAGAAUUUAUAUAAGGGAAGCAUGAAUUAAAUCAAUGCACAGUGAACAAAUGAUAAAAAAACGAUUGUGUUCACUAAACUUUUGGAAAAAAUCGAAUUAUACUAAGAUUUUAACAAUUUUUUUUUUAUUAAAACCAAGUAAUAAAGGUUUGCGUAAUCAAGACCGGGUAUUAACUGAAAAUCAUUUAAAAUGAUUUAAAUUUUAAAGACCACAAUAAUAUUUAAACAUAGAGAUAACUUUUAAAAGAAUCUUGAGUCGAGGUCCCAAAUUAUUUUUAAAUUCAGAGGAGGCGGUCAAGUUCGUGCUAGCGAAGUUUACUGUAGCCCAAUACUCACAAGGCCAGAGUGACCUGUUAUCAAAGCCUUUGCCAUCGUCCUUGGCGUUGCGUUCUUAUCACCGGCCUAUCGCAGGGGAGUAGCUAUUUUUCGGGAAGUGGAGGUGGUUCUAGUGGUAAUUUUGGGGCGGCGGGUGGUUUCGGGCGGUCGUGGGGGUUCGUUAUUUUCUGUCUAUAGCAAAAUUCUGCUAGCUAUAAACGUAUGCGUACAUAUUAUUAACUCUUCGUUUAGCUCAAUUUUUUGUUUGUAUUUUUAAUUAUUACUCGGUUUGUCUAGUGUGUAGUUCAAUUAAAAGUCCAAUGCUAAUUUCCCAGCGAAUCGUUCAGUGUUUGUCCAAACGAGUUGUGCUCUUUAAACACUUUUGGUAUAUCCCUUCAUUUAUCUUUGUUUGUUUUCCUUGCGUUGUUAUUCUCCCCAAAAAGAUACGUUUUUUUUAGUAAUAUUAAUACCUAGCCUUAAGUGUAAUGUCAACUGUCAAGGUAUAAUCUACGUAAGAAUAAUACUGUGUAACGUCUUUUUAGAACUUGCUAAACUAUAGCAAUUAAAAAUAGCCCGUAAUUAACAAUAAUUAAUUAUAAUAAUCAGUAACAGUUCACGCAGAUGGAACGAUAAUAAACAAUAAAUUAUACAA
Messenger RNA from Drosophila biarmipes, 5147 nucleotides. RefSeq lists its product as uncharacterized. Bases 777 to 2933 code for a protein of 718 amino acids. The transcript is spliced from 2 exons. The record is from RefSeq and is a predicted model, not a curated record. Gene Ontology annotation, biological process: regulation of transcription by RNA polymerase II. NCBI's taxonomy places the organism in Eukaryota, Metazoa, Arthropoda, Insecta, Diptera, Drosophilidae. Gene Ontology annotation, molecular function: protein dimerization activity; RNA polymerase II cis-regulatory region sequence-specific DNA binding; DNA-binding transcription factor activity, RNA polymerase II-specific. Gene Ontology annotation, cellular component: aryl hydrocarbon receptor complex; nucleus.